AUGAACUUUGAAAAUAAAGUACCGGAUAAUACCAGUCGAAAUUUGAUCGAUUUAUCACAAGCUACUACCUCGGAAGAUAAUAGUUCAGUUCUUUCUUAUACUAACGAAGCAAAUAUAUUGCACACAGAUCAAAAUGAAAUCAAAAGAAGUAUCUCGAAAUGUCAAGUACAAACCAAUAGCGACGCAUUAAUAGAAAAAUCGGACGAUUGUUCAGAAGUUUUGUGUAAACGACAAAAAUUAAAUGAAAGUGUAUGGAAUACCAGUGAAGGAAAUGACAAUACAGUGACGUUUCAAACCAACAAAUUAUUAGAACAGGAAAAUUAUCGUUUGAUAAAUGCGUUAGUUAAGAACGAAUCAUCGAAUUCAAAUUUAGAAAAAAAUUCAGAAACUGCUAAUAAUUACCAAUCUAAUCCAUGUAAACAUAAAUUUGAAUUUUGAACAGAUAAUUUGAAUAAACGGGAAGCUAGUAACGAGGAUGAAUGGGAUGAACAAGAAGAAGAUGAAGAUGAAGAUGAGAACAAUAAAAAAAUAGCUGAUUAUUUAAAAUUAAGGGAAAAAUUUUCUAAUUGGCAUAUUGUACCAGAAGUGAUAAAUCGCCAAAUAGGUAGCAAUCCAUUAUUCGAAAGACGAUUUUAUAGUUCUUCGUAUGCAAUAGAGCAGUUCCAACUUAUGUAUAAACUUUAUUUACGCGUUUCGGAUGAUAAUAACAUAAAUAUCUUAAAUUUCAAUCACAAAGGAAAUUUAUUAAUGUGUGCCGUUAAUAAUGAGAUUUUCAUUUGGGAUUGGGCUGUAGGGAAAAAAAGCUUUUCUUUUACAAAUAAUGAUGACAUCUUCUUUAUAGAUGCCAAGUGGCUGCCAUUGGACAAUUAUGUGGCUCUUUCUAGUACAGAUAAUCGAAUACGUUUGUUAGAUAUUGAAAGCGACAUGUCGACGAAAUUGUUGAUGCAGAAUGAAGGGUUUCACAAAUUGGCUGUGCAUCCUGAAACACCUCAUGUAAUUCUUUCAGCUGGAUCAAAAGUGUUAUCAAUAGAUAUCCGGGAAAGCAAACCAAAAGAGUUACUUGAAGUAAAGGAAAAUUCAUUAAAUGUACUAUUACACAGUAUAGAUUCUAAUCCUUCAAAUAGUAAUGAAUUUUGCGUUGCUGGUCAGUCUUACUGUGUUAUGGCAUACGAUCGGCGAAAAGUUUCAGAACCGCUUUACAAACUGUGGCCUUAUGAUGUAGUACGUCGUUUUGAAAAUGAUGAACUUGUAACGACUGCUACGUAUAACUAUAACGGAACAGAAAUUCUGGCUUCCUAUAAUAGCAAGGGUUUAUUUCUGUUUAAUAAAUUAAUAACGUCAUUACGUGGAGAUUACGGUCAUAUGUAUCAGAAUGUUACGCUUGCCUUUUGUUGGUUGAUUACAGUAUUUGACGGUAUUUUUUUCGGACCUAAAAGUGAAUAUAUUGUAGCUGGAACCUAUCAGAAUAUAUCUAUUUGGGAAAAAAAUUUGGAAUCUGUCAUAGAAUAUAUGGCAGCAGAUUUUCACCAUGUAACUUGCUUGGAGAGUCAUCCGCAUAUUCCCAUUCUUGCGACAUGCGGAUAUGAUGAUAACGUUAAACUGUGGGUAUCUUCGAAAGGAAAACUUUCGGUAAUGGGAUCAGAUGGGAAGCAUUUUUUUGCGGAUUUUUAUCCACUAUAUUACUAUUCAAAUUCAAGUGAAGGCCAAGAUGAUACCAAUUACAUUCAUGUCAGUGAUAAUGGUAGUAACUUUGGGUCGAACAACUCCGUCGAGGAUAAUCUACCCGAUAGUGGCGACGUUGAAUAG
Trachymyrmex septentrionalis is the source of this 1806-nucleotide messenger RNA. Its product is annotated as DDB1- and CUL4-associated factor 8-like. Gene Ontology annotation, molecular function: protein binding. Gene Ontology annotation, cellular component: Cul4-RING E3 ubiquitin ligase complex; cytoplasm. The record is from RefSeq and is a predicted model, not a curated record. The transcript is spliced from 9 exons. Lineage: Eukaryota; Metazoa; Arthropoda; Insecta; Hymenoptera; Formicidae.